CUACCGCAGCCCCAAAAUUGUCCCAGUUUUUACAUAAAACAGUCCCAGCAAGAAAGGCUUUGUGCUCUAGGCGCAGGCGCUAAUUCUGGUGUCUCCCCUAUAAAGCCACGGUACGAACGAGCUCAGAUCGGAAUACUUCGUCCGAACGCUCCCUAGUCACAGACAUCGGAAUCGCAACAUCUCUACGGAAAACGGAAACAGAAGCCAUGAUGGACGUCAGACUGUGUUUGCUGCUGACGGUACUUGUGCAGGUGGCUCUCCCGGCCCAGGCGGAACCAGCGGUGGCCUGUAACAAUGUCACCGGGGCGAGCGACGUCUGCUACUGCUCCGCCUUCGGUCGGGACAGGGAGGUCUUGUGCGACGGCAGGGUCCUAACAGAACUGCCGACGGGGAUCCCGGCUGAUACCGAAAAACUUCAACUCACCAACAACAGGCUGACGUCACUUCCGGCGCAAGCUUUCUCCCCCUAUCGUCAGCUGACCGACCUCCAGAUAAAUAGAAAUCGGCUUUCCCGGAUCGAAGUCGGCGCUUUCGAUAGUUUGAAUCUUCUGGACAUCCUCCAGUUGAACAGAAAUGAACUAGCAACUCUGGAAGUUGGAACUUUUCAGAAUCUUAUAGCUUUGAGAUACCUUGACUUAGGGGACAAUAGAAUCUCAUCAUUAAGGCUUGGUAUUUUCAGUGGACUCGGUAACUUGACUGCCCUGAAGCUUGACGGAAACGCCAUAUCAAGUCUCCCCUCACAGAUCUUUUCCGACCUGACGUCACUCUACACAUUGAAUCUUGCAGGAAAUAGCAUCGUGGAACUGGACGACAUCUUGCCUGUUCUUCCGUCUCAUGUUCGGAACCUAGAUCUCUCCAACAACCAGAUCUCGCAUGUUGACGUUGAUGCCUUCGUGAGAUUUCCCGACCUGCACGGUUUGAACUUGAACGGUAACGGCUUCGGCAACCUCGUGCCUGGAGUCUUCAACGGAGUUCCGAACCUCUUUACGCUCCGUCUGGACAGCAACAAGAUGACUGCCAUUCCUCAAGGCCUGCUCCAAGGUCUUGAUCAGUUGGGUCUGUUGUAUCUCGACAACAACCCUUUGAUGGAGCUGGGUAGUAACACCUUUGUCAGCAUUCCCGAGGUUCGGACCAUUUCCGUCAAUAAUAUAAGUCUUUCCAACAUCGAUGCUGAACUUUUCCGCGAUGCUCCGAAGUUGCGUACUCUUGAACUCGCCUCCAACAGUCUCUCAUCCCUUCCAACUGGAGUAUUCGACAACCUUGACAAUCUGCAGGACUUGGAUCUACAAGACAACAGGCUACAGGGCCUGAGCAGUGAUGUAUUUGCUGAUCUUAGCGAAGUUUGGUUGAUCGACCUGAGGAAAAACGACCUCAAAACGCUCCCUUCUGACGUUUUCCGGCAAAUGUCGAAACUGAGUACGCUGCAUUUGGAGGACAAUUCAUUGAUCACGAUUCCCGUGGACCUACUCCAGAACUUGACCGAGCUAACUAGAGUCUAUUUGGAUAACAAUGACCUCACCACUAUAGAAGAUGGUACGUUCGAUAACCUGCCAAAUUUGGAAACUAUAGAUCUUACUGGGAACGCGCUGAAGAACAUCUCGUGUGACACGUUCCCGCCUGAGAGAGCUACACCUCCUCCGUACAAUGUCAACCUUGACUGCGGGCCCGAACUGGAUCCCCUGCGCAAAUGUCCCAACUUUUAUUCUCCGCCCUGUAUUCCUACAAGUGACGCCAGGUCAUCCCGGGCCGGCCACGCGUUCUGGUUCAUCGUGACCAUCUGCAUGAUGGGCUUCUACUUUCCUUGAAAUAGUAGAAUAUAACAGUCCAAGGGCUAUAAGCGAUCCAGGGAUAGUUUCGAAAGAUAAGAAAAUCAUUUGGAAGUUCUAUUUGCCACAGUACCACCGUACCUUGCAGAGUUUACUACACUCUGUUGAAUGCAACAGAAAUAUUGACUAUUGCUGAUGAGUAUAAUCAAAAAGAGUUUGACUGCCAAGGUGUAAGACGAAACGAUUAUAUCCAGCCCUGCUAUGCAGUAUCUAGCCUAAUUCGCUUGAUUUUCUGGCAGCUUCAAUCUUGUUAUUGUACCAGUCAGUAUAUUUAUGCAUGCAUGAUUGUGUGUGCGGGCAUGUAUGUUCGCGAGCUUGUGUGUGCAUACUUGUAUGUGUGCAUGGCUUUACUUUCCAAGAUUGUUUUUAUUCAAGAUGAUAACACGAAAAAAAGUACAGAGACGACUUUGCGGCGAGCUCAAACUAUGACAACUUAUAUCAACAUUAAAUACCUAAUGUCAUCAGCUAACUACG
This is a messenger RNA of Branchiostoma floridae (Florida lancelet), 2300 nucleotides long. RefSeq names its product insulin-like growth factor-binding protein complex acid labile subunit. Gene Ontology annotation, molecular function: protein binding. The coding region runs from base 207 to 1805 and encodes 532 amino acids. The transcript is spliced from 2 exons. NCBI's taxonomy places the organism in Eukaryota, Metazoa, Chordata, Leptocardii, Amphioxiformes, Branchiostomatidae. The record is from RefSeq and is a predicted model, not a curated record.